Aethina tumida (small hive beetle) is the source of this 447-nucleotide messenger RNA. RefSeq lists its product as uncharacterized. Lineage: Eukaryota; Metazoa; Arthropoda; Insecta; Coleoptera; Nitidulidae. Gene Ontology annotation, molecular function: odorant binding. The transcript has 2 exons. The record is from RefSeq and is a predicted model, not a curated record. The coding region runs from base 1 to 447 and encodes 148 amino acids.
AUGUAUUAUUUUACUGUUUUUGUACUUCUGAGUUUGGGGUUACACUUUGGAAGCUCAGUAAUUCUAAGUGACCAACUGAAGAACAGCUUGAAGAAAAUCGCCACUGACUGCCAGGAAAAAGCAGGAGCAUCACCUUCAGACAUCCAAGCCUUAAAGAACAGACGUCUUCCUCAAACUGAAACCGGUUUGUGCAUGUUGGAAUGUGUCUUCAACAAAGUUAAGAUAAUGAACAAUGGACAGUUCGACAAAGAUGGUUUGGUCAUGGCUGCCACACCGUUGCUCAAGGGUGACAUCAUGAAGCUGCACAAGCUUAAAGAUCUGGCUGACUUUUGUGACCAACAAAUUGGCAGAGGAUCAAAGGGGAAGUGUCAAAAUGUUAAGCUUUUAGUGAACUGUGUCUACAAACAUGGGCGAGAUUAUGGCUUAAAAAUACCCACUUCUAUGUAA